Artibeus jamaicensis (Jamaican fruit-eating bat) is the source of this 1205-nucleotide messenger RNA. Its product is annotated as leukocyte-associated immunoglobulin-like receptor 2. The transcript has 5 exons. The record is from RefSeq and is a predicted model, not a curated record. Lineage: Eukaryota; Metazoa; Chordata; Mammalia; Chiroptera; Phyllostomidae. Bases 113 to 748 code for a protein of 211 amino acids.
GAUGAGCCCGUGAGGAGACUCUUGGGAAUCCAUCCUGUGCACUUCCUGACUGGCAGGGCCCCUGUUCUCCGCCCUCCAGGACCAGGACAAAGAGGACAGUGAGAGGCUGGUCAUGUCUCCCAAUCCCACCACCUUCCUGGGCCUCGCGCUCUGCCUGAGCCGGGCGAUUCACAUGCAGGAGGGAGACCUUCCCAAACCCUCCAUCAGGGCCGAGCCAGAUGUUGUGAUCCGUAGGGGACAGCCUGUGACCAUCGUGUGCCAGGGCCCAGCUGGGGCUGAUGUGAUCCGCCUGGAGUCUAGAAGAUCUACUUUUAGGGAUCAGAAAAUUUUGUCUCAACAUGGCUCACCGUGGACAGAGGCCAGAUUUCUCAUCCCCACAGUGAGUGAAGACACUGUUGGGCGUUACUGCUGCUACUACUGGAAAGGGUCCAGCUGGUCUGAGCGCAGUGAGCCCCUGGAGUUGAAGAUGACAGACGAGGACGCCUCCAAUCCACCCUCAGGAAAAUCCCAAGAAAUCGCAUUCCCAGUCUCAACAGUCACCCCUCCACCUACAGAAGUCCCCCUGGUACCCACAGAAGGAGGCUCCCACACAGCCCCCGCCUCCCAGAAUUACACGGUGGGGAACUGUGUCCGCAUGGGCCUGGCUGGCGUGGUGUUGCUGAUCCUGGUGGGGAUUCUGGCAGAGGCUGCGCACAGCUGGCACAGGUGGCCCCACGGACCACAGGGAUGGACUCAAGGAAGCUCCUGACAGAGAAAUUAGCCUCCAAAGCCCCCAAAGGAGCCUUGCCGGGGGCUCCAAAGACGGUGCUGGAGCCCGGGAGACCCAAUGCCACUCCUGCGGUGCACUCCGAAGUGUGCCAGAGCCGGCGACCGGGCAGGACCCUCACUCUGUCCCCGGAGCACAGGGCCAUGGCACUCACGUUCUUCCGAGGCUUCCAGGGUUUGCCUCCAGGCCUGACAUGAUCACCGACCAACCCCAGUUUUCCUGGGUCUCCCUUCUCGCCGGGUCCUAAGACAGGCCCCGGGACCCUCCACCGUCUGUCUGCUGCCCUCUUCCUUAAGUCCUCCCACCCGGUAUCAGAGGCUCCAGGCCCUCAGCUCUGGACAUUUCCUCUGUGUCCACACCUGUCCCCGUGGUGGUCUCAGCAUCCGGGGCCUCCCACCCACGAGACUGACAAAGGCUCCACUGGGAUUUCCCACCUUUC